UUAAGACUCCUUAGUACUCCUUAAGACACCCAACCCUGCGAGUGGUCGCUGACGCGGCCGAACGCAACGCGCAACAUCUUCGUCUUCCAAGAAUCUUAUAUUGUGCGCAUGAGUUCGCGAUAAAGAGAACGGACGCUGACGCCACGCGACAGUCCGCUCGGGAUCGGGUAGCGGGGUCGGACCACGUUGCGCACAACGGGCGACACGGAGUCGAUCGUGGCUGUUCUAGAUCUCAAGUGAACGAACGUUCCCUUGCGACAGGUACAAGCAAACACAGGAGAAACGCACAUGGUUGAAAAAAAAUUGUUAUCACCUGUGAAACAAGUAGUCUUGUUAAUUACGCACCGGGCUGCCGUUAUUCAUCGAUAUCGCUGUACGAGCGGGACUGAGAAAAUUUGUUGGCGACUCCUUUGUCUGAUUAGUCUCCGAUUGUGUUAUUGCACGCCAAGAAGUAUCGAUUGAAUUCGCCGAUCGUGUUAAUUACACAUCCCGCCAAUCAUUAACAGCGUAGAGGGCGGACGAAAGUGCGAACGGAGCGAACAGUUGCAAUGGGCAUCGGUGCCCGUCGAGCCAGCAGCGCGUGUCCAGCCCUGUCGUCAAUUCGACAGCGGUUGACCUGAGUCGGGUUGAAGAGCUCAGCACAGACGCGUCCCUUCCUGCCCAAUGGGGAUAGGAGAAGACGCGAGCACGAGGAAAGGACAACAGUGAAGGGUCGUGGCGCGGCGAAAAGAGAGGGACUAUCGUCGUAGAGUGGCGCAGAGAAAGAGACAUGCGGUAGAGUCGAAGAAAGACGCCGCGAGCCCGAGAUUCGCUCAAUCGGUUCAGCAAGAGCGACAGUGAGCACAACAGUUGGCGGACAGCAGCAGCAGCAGCAGCAGCAUUACCAACGUUUCAGAGGGGGAUUCGGGCACGGUCUGAUCUCUCGUGGAUCGCACUCUGUCCCAGGAUGGCCGACGACACCGCGACCGAGUGCGAGGACAAGAAUGAGGCGGCGACACCGAUACCGUUCUGCCUCGUCGAGUUCCAGUGCAAGUCGGAGCCAUUAGAUCUAUUGGAGCCAUUGGAGCCACUGGAGCCGAGCGGUGACCUGACCCACCAGGCCGACGAGGACCCGUUUGACGAGUCUGCGUUAAACGUUCCGGUGUCAAUACCUAUGAUAAAGGACCCAAUUGUUCUGUUGGAGAGAUGCGAUAAAAUUUGGGAAACACUACAAUUGAUAAAGGGACAAACUGAGACGCCAACAGCGCUAACUGAUGAUUGCGACAAGGAUGUAGAGGAGACGAAGGAGGAGGAGGAAAUGGAAUGCUUGGACGAAGUUAAACAGUCUUUGUCGUCACCCGUCAGGAUGCAACUUAGGCGAAGCGACAACACAGCGGCUACAUCGGCUUUCAAGUUUUCUAUCCAAAGGACAAGGAAACUGUAUCCUUGCAUUACUUGUGGCAACCAAUACUUGGAGAGACGAUCCUUGAGAAAGCAUUCGGAGAGAGUACACGGAGUUGUACUUCCCUUACUCAUCAAGCGUAAACAUUGGAGACACAUGAGGAAAAUUAAAGCCGCUACGGCUACUUCGCCCGGCAAAGAAGGUAACCGCUCCGAACAACUGCAUAAUAAUAAAGAUUCCUCUGAAGAGACUACUGUGAAGACAAAACCUGCCAGUGCUUCACCAGCUACUUCAUCUACUACGACGACACAGUUGAUCAAGUGUACAUUAUGCCAACAGAAAGUAACAUCUUUGAGAAAACAUUUAAUUAGUUAUCAUAAAAUCGGAGGCUCUUCGACUGUGGUAAAACAGCUGGAGUCGUCAUUAUUAAGUGAGACUGCGUCUGAAGAUGGGAGAACUACGGAUGAGCCACAUCAAGGAAGGGGUCGUACGACGGACAAUGAAGAGAAUAUUCACGGAAGGUCUCAACAAGUCAAGAGAAAGACCAGCUAUACCUCACGCCAUGCGAGUGACAGAAAGAAAUUUAAGUCGAGCAAUGAAUGCGAUGCACUUGUUGAGACUCCUCUUCCCACCGUACCGAAACAAGCGUCAAUGUUUGGUUCAUACAAGUGUAACAUUUGCUUGGGAAUGUAUUCGUCCACGCACAGUUUGUACAAACACAAACGCAUUCACUACAGGCGUGGGGAAACUAGAGAUAACUUUCAUAAAUUCCAAUGUAGAUAUUUUAAUUCGCCAUUCAAUAAGAAAUUCAAGGUGUAUGCCGAAGCAAGGUCUCGCAUGAUGUCAGGUAAUAACGUCGCAAAGAACACUAGCAGUGAGGUGAAUGAAGACAGCACGUUACAAUUAAACGAUCCAGGGCACGAUUCAUCGUUUCAGCGAGCAACUCGGUACAACGAAAGAAUGAAGAAAAUUAAUGAAACUACUUGCUUAUGUGGAAGAUCGUUUCGGAAUCCUCAUACCUUGUUUAUUCAUAAAAAGAAUUGUGAAUUAUAUCAAUAUGAAGAUGCUACAACACAAAGCAGGGUAAGCAGUGAUAGAGACUCUGGUAUCGGCAUUAACAUAACAAUCAAGAAACGAAACGAUUCCUAUGAGAUAGUCGGUAAAGAUGAUGAGCUGGAAAUAUCUGAAACCUCGAAUCCUAAAGAUUCUUUAUCUUGCACAUCUAACAAUACCAAAGAUUUUAUUGAAACGUCCAUUACACGACAUAUAUCAGAUAUACAGUCUAAAUACAGUAAAGACCACAGUAUUCUGAAAUUAGAAGAUGCAGACGAAGAUGUAAUCAUCGAUGUUGAAGAUGACGUGCAAGUUUUCCCCAAUAAAGAUACAACGAAGCAGGUGAUUGCGACACGAGAAGAUGGUAAACAGGAUUCGUCGGGGCAACAAAACGAAGAUGUAAAAGCUGGCAAAACCGAAAAAGUUUACAAUAAAGUCACUACGUUGAAACAAAUGUGUCAAAAGGUUCUCGAUGUUCUUGAGAUGUGUAAAUCCGAGAACGUGGAAAAUAAGGAGACAAGCCAGAUUAAAGAUCGUGAAACUUGCGACGAAAAUAGCGAGGAAAGAAACAUGCAAGGGAGCAAGCGGGAAUUACGAUCACGUUAUCACUAUUCCAGAGUAGAGUCGGAUCACACCUACAUUAGAACGAGGGUCGAGACGACGCAAUUUAAUUCCUUCAAAUGCGGCUAUUGUAGAGAAGAAUUGGAUACGAUUAAGGCAUACGAUAAUCAUCAAUGCACUGUUACACGUGGAAUAUCAUUCGAUAAAUUUUCGCUGCAAUUGCCGUGUUUCUUUUGUAAGGAACUAAUAAAUAACUAUAAUGAAUUUGACGAGCACGUGAGAAGCAAGCAUUUCGAUACUAUGCAUCAUUGUUACCACUGUCCCGAACGGUUCACGAGCGACAAAGCACGAUUAGCUCAUUGUCGUUCGGAGCACAACGAUCUGGGUUGUAGAUUUUGUAAUAAAAAAAUUUCCAUUGCAGGAAAGGCCUUUCACGAGGCUUAUCAUUUAGGCUACGGUUUUCCCUGUCAUAAAUGUAAGAAGGCUUAUAUAACUAAUAGGAAUCUUUACUAUCACAAGCAAUCUGUACACUCGAGCUGGGCUGAUGACUUAAUGACUUGUACUAUAUGCCUGAAAUGCGUGAAAUUUAAAACUUUCCGCCGUCACAUGGCUGCGCACAAGCAUAACGCAUGUCAUUUUUGUGGCAAAAAGUUUUCCGAUAGGGUAGGCAUAGAAUAUCACACCAUGAUGUAUCACGGUACAAACGUCAAGUUAAAAUGUAAUACCUGUGGUACACGGUUUUAUACCAGAAAGCAUCUUGAGGCGCACGAGAAGAUAGAUGGAUGCAGCAAUAGCAAAAGCAACGUGAGAAAGUAAGUUGCAAUAGAACAUGCUAAGGGUUGUUAAGCUGUUAAGCCUGAGAGGUAUACCAUAUGUGUGGACGAAAUAAAUUAAUAAAAUUGAUGUCCGGCACAAUUACUUCUUUUGCAUGCCGAGUUAUUUUCAAUUUAGUUGCAACAUGCAAAAGUACGUUUAUGCAUUAAUAUUAUUUAUGAUGUGCGUACACAAAUUUUAUAUUUUGAUAAAUGUAUUGUUAUCUUCACAUCCAAGACACAGGUGACAAUUUCUGAAAGCGCCUGUAUCUCGCUGCGCAUUGUAUUAAUUACAUAAUUGUAUCAAUCACUAAAUCAAUCGGUAUCGUAUAUAGUUUAUGUUGGAUGCUAGUUCAGAUUGCACCCUGCGAAUUAAAUCACGUGUAUAUUUUUGUUUUUAAUAAUGGCAUUUUUAAUAUUUCUGCAGAAUCUGCCCACUGUAAUUAGUAUAAUUAGGAUUACACGAACUAUCUGUUAAAUUGUAGUUUAUCUGUAACUGUUAAUAUCUUACAUAGUCGUUAGAAUGCGAGAACUCUUUUGUAAAUGAUGUAUUAUUAAAAAAUGACGCUAGCAAAUAGUAUUUGUAAUAAUUGUAACAUAUUAAAGUAACUUUUAUUAUUAAAUUAGAAAUAAAAAAUGUCUUAAGCGCCACCCCAGUGCAGAAUAAUUUUGAAAACACGUCAUUUACAGUACAUCAUUUAUUUUUAAUGUUACUUGGUACAAAUAUCUUGAUAAUCAAAGGAAUGUACUCUUUGUAUGCUGAAAGAUGCUCUAAUGGAUAUAUAAGACAUUCUUUUAAGAUCUACAAUUGAGUCGUUUAUCUUGAAUGAUCAAACGAACACUAUCAUGUUAGCGAGUUCUAAUUUUAUGACAUUACUUAUUAAAUAUCAUUCUUUUGUUCAGUUUUUGCAAACUAAUUGUCGUUGAAAUAUGGUAAAAUAUUAUUUUAUUAGAUAAUAUCGGUUUUAUACUUGGUAGUUUGAUGGUGAUUUUAUUGCAUUAAAGUAAAAUGAAAAAAAAUUGUAUUACGAACUCAACGAUAAAAUAAAAUUGUUUGCAUAUUUGAACAUACCGCUGCAGUGUUUGUUCCUAAAUAAAACACGGUUCGUGAAAAACUA
Molecule: messenger RNA, 4925 nt
Organism: Vollenhovia emeryi
Lineage: Eukaryota; Metazoa; Arthropoda; Insecta; Hymenoptera; Formicidae
Exons: 5
Coding region: 947-3811 (954 amino acids)
Biological process (GO): regulation of DNA-templated transcription
Molecular function (GO): RNA polymerase II cis-regulatory region sequence-specific DNA binding; DNA-binding transcription factor activity, RNA polymerase II-specific
Source: RefSeq, a predicted model, not a curated record